Molecule: messenger RNA, 1719 nt
Organism: Iphiclides podalirius (scarce swallowtail)
Lineage: Eukaryota; Metazoa; Arthropoda; Insecta; Lepidoptera; Papilionidae
Source: the annotation of a GenBank genome assembly
AUGGAAGACGGACAAAAUGGUCAUGGAAAUUAUGACAUGCUUAAAGCACUCUAUGAUUUUGAGGCCACUUUAGCGAAAACUUUAAGUUUUACAGAAGGUGAAUUUUUUUACCUUCAACAGACGAACAGUAAGCAACGUAACUGGUGGCAUGUUGUUAAUAGGAAAGGUCAUGUUGGUUUCGUUCCUUCAAAUUACGUAGCUUCAAUCAAGUCUAAGAAGCCUCCAGCACCAAAGCCACCUCCACGUUGGGAUGAUUCAACCCCUCCAAAUGGAGUAUCACCAUCAUUUGAUCUGAGACCUGUUGUUUCCCAACAACAUGUUUCUGAAGACAUUGAUACACCUCAAUCUCCAAUAAAAGUUGCUGAAAGAACUUUGUCAGAAGAAAUUGAUGAAGAUCUAAAACGGAACAGUGUACAGAAAUCUUCUUCAAAUCAGUUAUCUUCUGAUACGGACAAUCAAGAUGAUAGUCAGGACAGCAGUGAAAGCAUUAAGCCUAAUGCUAUUUACGAAAUUGUCCAAGCAGUGCGUAAAGAAACCCAGUUAAGUCAUGAGAUGUCAAAGGUGGCUGUGGAAACUGUCCUUAUUUCUUUAAGGGAAUUUCUUCCUGGGGGCGCAGCAAGAUCAAUAAUUGACGCACUUCUCCGAGAAGCUAAUAGUAACAUUACUUGCCCCAAAAAUGCUAUUGACGCUGCUCCAGAUGCAUUACGUAUGAUGACUGCUUUGAAUGCUCUAUCCAAAGCGGCAAAUGAUGCUCAACAGCGAGGCUGGGCAUUACAUGAUGAUGCUCAUGAUAUACAAACACAAUUGCUUGAGCUCAUCUCUGUCAUGUCGAACGCCGAUGUUAACAUAUCGCAGCACGUCUUAAGCAGUCACCGUUACGCUUACGUCACCACUUUAGUCCAAUAUUAUCAGAUGGAAACGCGUUGGCCUCUACGGCAGCUGCUAUUACAGGCGUUUGGAGUGAUGUGUGGUUUGGAGCGCACUGCCCUGGCAACCCUAGCGCUGUCAGCGUUGCCGGCGGAAAUCGCACGCGACAUGCGUGACAACCCUCGGGCUGUCAGCCGUCUUUCGCACUCUGCUCUACUGCUGUCUAUGGUUCUCUCUAUGGGCGACAAGUUGCCAGUGACGCAUUUCGAACAACUGGGUGUAGAGUUUGCACAAUUUCUACUUGAGCUCAUCGAAAACCCGCCCGAGACAGAUGUAGAUGAACAAAUUCCUGAUUUGUUUUUGACUCUUUUACUCGCCUACAACUUGCAAUUUGAGAACCCAUAUGAAAAUCUACUUUUAAACGCAUUGGAAACGCAAGACAAUGCUAAGACUUUCUGCGAAAAAGUUCUACUCCUACUAAAUCGUGAAGAGGACCCUGUUCACAUCUUCGACCACGAGCCGGCGCCUGCCCAUUCGGUGCUCAAGCUCUCCAUCGACCUGUUCAGCCGCAAAAAGACCGCAGAGCACUUCUACACGAACGACGUGAAGGUCGCUAUCGACAUCAUCGUGCGCCAACUGGCCGACUUAUCGCCCGGCGAUUCUCGUCGCCACGAAUACCUGAGGGUGCUGCAGGGCAUCAUACGCAACACGGAGUACGGCGCUCACCUGCACCGGCGGGACGACCUGCUUCGAUGCUUCGCGCGCAUCUUCUGCGAGGAGGGCGACGCGAGCAAAGAGGACCAGGCCCUCGUGAGGGCGGUAUUCAACGAGUUCCCGCAAUACUUCAUGCCA